CUCACAUGGGUUGCAAUCUGGUCGGAUUACAAAAAGGUUCUGCCGAUCUUGCAGUUCAGAGAUGAACAGCGUUGAAAGGUGAUGGGUUUGACAGCAUGCUCGAACUUUGCGUGGUGGUUCACCCAGAGUUGUUGUGACUCCAAAUGUGAAAGAUAACUUUUACAGUGCUGCAUGGCUCCGCCACAAGAGCAAGGGAAGCCAGGAUGGCUGAAGCUUGCUACUGCUUGCUACUACUGUCUGGCGAGCAUGACAGUGCAGUUUAUGAAUAAGGCGCUCUUCACGCUCUAUGGCUUCAACUAUCCCCUGACAGUGGCAUUCCUGCAAAUGGCAGUCAUUGCUCCUGUCUGCUAUGCUGUGGCCCGCCCAAAGCUGGAAUGGGGCAUUGCUCGGGGCACACUACCUUUGGCAAUGGUGAACGUCCUGAACGUGGUCAGCGGGCUUAUAGGCACGGGUGGGCUCAACGUUCCCAUGUUUAUAGCUUUGCGGCGCUUCACACUCUUCUGUACCAUUAUCUUGGAGCGCUUCAUGAUGCAGAAAAAGCACGAUAGAUCUACGCUCGGAGCGGUAGCCAUCAUGAUUGGAGGUGCUGUGAUUGCGGCGACGACAGACUUAACCUUCAGCGUGUAUGGCUACGCCGCGGUAUUGGGCAAUGAUUUUCUGACGGCGUUGUACCUCAUCCUGGUCAAGAACACGCCUUCAACAGCCGGCUUGACCACCACUGGGCUGCUGUUUUACAAUGCAGCGCUCUCCCUGCCUCUCCUGGCGGUGGCAGUGGCUGUGUCGCCGGAGCCCGCUGGGUUUCUAUCGUACCCUGAUGCUGCCAGCAGAGGCUUCCGGGUCACGCUUAUGCUGAGCUGCGUGUUGGGGUUGACGAUUAACCACUCAACUUUCAUUUGCACCCGCUACAACGAUCCUCUCACGACCAGCGUGGCGGGAAGCCUGAAGAACAUCAUCAUGACCCUGAUUGGCGCUGUCUCAUUCGGCGACUUUGUAUAUGCCAAAUGGAACGUGGUUGGGCUGGGGGUGAGCAUGGCGGGGGCCAUUUGGUAUGCCACACGGGCGGCCAUAAAGGCAAGGAAGAGGGGGUUGGCGCAGCAGCUGAUGAUGAGGGACCCUUCAAAGAGCGGGCCUUUAAUAGGGAGAGAUCGGCUGAGUGCGUUGAGGGCAACAGAGGCUGCCAGGAACGGCGUACAGGCCGGUGCAUCAGCCAGUCAGAGCACUGCAGCCUCGCCCAGCAAUAACACCAGCGCUCCCUUGGUGACCAAGCGGGUGGAAAAUGUUUAGGGAAUGAACUCUUUCAGGACUAUCACACUGACAUGACCGAGGUUGCUGCCCUUAUCCUACCUGGGAUGUUGACAUCACAGCAGGAACGUGCAGCUCUCAACUAACUCUGGGGGGUGCUUAGACUGUACAAUGCACAGUCUAUGUACAGUGCGCAUGUGUUCAAUAAGCGCUGCUUAAUUUUGCAAGGCAUCCAUUAAUAUUCUGGCAUUAAUGAGGAUUUCAGAACGUUCAAACUAUUCAGGGGAUGGCAACAAGCUGCUUGUUGAGUGGAAUGUCAAUGACCAAAAGUGUAAUUCUCAAAGCUGGCAU
Messenger RNA from Coccomyxa subellipsoidea C-169, 1593 nucleotides. RefSeq lists its product as hypothetical. The record is from RefSeq and is a predicted model, not a curated record. NCBI's taxonomy places the organism in Eukaryota, Viridiplantae, Chlorophyta, Trebouxiophyceae, Coccomyxaceae. Gene Ontology annotation, cellular component: Golgi apparatus. The transcript has 6 exons. Gene Ontology annotation, molecular function: antiporter activity; GDP-fucose transmembrane transporter activity. Bases 172 to 1284 code for a protein of 370 amino acids.